UGCAUCUUCCCACAGUGUAUACUUUCUGAAUCAGUGAACACGGAUACAUUUAAGUUACAUCGCGCACAUACUAUCUUGCGUUUAACUUCUGAGUUCAUUAGUGGUUUUAGGAGGAUUCGAGAAGACGAAAUCAAUAAACCACUGUUUGCGUUUGUUGCUGUAGAAUUGAAGUAUUCUGGUAUUUGUAGUGGUUUCUAGACGCUUGUACUGAAAAUAUGUCCAAAAAGAAGGACGCUGAUAUUCUGACGAGAUAUUCUCAUGGUCAGAUAAGAGAGUUACGCGAGGCGUUUAAGCUAUUCGACAAGGAUGGUGAUGGCUCUAUCACCGCCGAUGAGCUCGGGACAGUACUGAGGAACCUGGGUCAGUUCCCCUCCACGGACGAACUCGACAUGAUGCUUAAAGAGAUCGACAUUGACGGUGACGGCACGUUCAGCUUCGAGGAGUUUGUUCAGGUGAUGGCCAAUAUGGGCGGCUUGUCAGAGCAUACUGAGGAGGAUGAGGAGAAGGAACUCAGACAGGCGUUCACGGUAUUUGACAAAACCGGAUGUGGCUAUAUCUGCGCGUCUGACAUCCGGGCAAUUCUACAGUGUCUUGGCGAGGACCUUACAGAGGACGAAAUUGAUGAGAUGAUUGCGGAAGUGGAUAUUGAUGGGGAUGGCCGCAUAGAUUACGACGAGUUCAUCGCAUGUGUCUGCAGCGACACCUACAAGGGUAAGGAGGGACCGGAUGCUCCUAAAUCAGAGCAAACGACCGAGGUUUCAGUGUCCUCCAUUCGACCCGCCGGGACCAAGGGAAUCUUUGAGAGAAACGCCGACCCAAGUACUUCCCCCGCUCAAGACGGCCCGGAAUAGAUACGCACCUGCAGUUUUUAAUCAACACUUUAAUUGUAGCUUAUUACUUUUUUAAAGCUGAAAUUCAACCAAGAAGUUCUAAGCAAUAACAACACAUGAAACGCUAUCUUGUUAAUAUUGGAUUGACUGACACACAUGUUUUCACGAUUUGGAGAGAAAUGUGUAAACCAAGCUAUAUGUAUAAAGCCAAAGAAGAACAAUGCAUUAUCACGAAUUCUGAACAUUUCGUAUACCAGCAAAUGUGCGAUAAAUUCGACAUUUAAGAACAAACAAAUACAUACAAAUUAUCGUUGGAAAUGUCGAUUAUGUUUUAUUUAUAUUACCGAUAUGUGUGUUUUCUUUAGUAUUGCAAAACGCGUACUUGACGAGUACAAAUGUAAAGACCCACUAAGUGUACAAAUAUCGUUUUAAUGAAAACCAUUUCAAUAAAAUUAAAAGUAACACAA
Molecule: messenger RNA, 1297 nt
Organism: Dreissena polymorpha
Lineage: Eukaryota; Metazoa; Mollusca; Bivalvia; Myida; Dreissenidae
Product: calmodulin-A-like
Exons: 7
Coding region: 216-851 (211 amino acids)
Molecular function (GO): enzyme regulator activity; calcium ion binding
Source: RefSeq, a predicted model, not a curated record